AUGAGUGAUCAGAAAGUUUGCCCGAACACUGAAUAUCGACAGAAUUAUACCUGGGGCAACGUUCCGCAUGGUAAUCGCAAUCACUCUCACGCACCACCAAAAUUGGCUAACGCGAGGUACGGUUCCUCGUUUGAUUGGCCUAAAAAGGGCAAUGAAGUUGAAUACAUGAAUAUCGAGCCACCGAUUGUGGCCGCGAGAGUGGAUGCCGUCGACUCGACGCCUAAGAUUCACGAGAAGAUCCUCAGGAAUACUGAAUAUACGGCAAACUUUGAGCCGUUUUCCGCGUACGUCUAUAUUAUGGGCAAUGGAUUUAAAAAACCCAAGAAUUUGGAUGCACUCAAAGACGCGACCAAAGCCUUGAACUGGUACUCGGAAUGCGAGGCGAGGUCCAGACAGGCUAACCAUUAUAAGACCCGAUCGGAACAA
Molecule: messenger RNA, 426 nt
Organism: Oppiella nova
Lineage: Eukaryota; Metazoa; Arthropoda; Arachnida; Sarcoptiformes; Oppiidae
Source: the annotation of a GenBank genome assembly